CGAUUGGAUUGUUGUCUACUAGGACAGUGGAAUAGCUCAGUCAGUAGUGAGUUGGAUUGUCGUCUGCUAGGACAGUGGAAUAGCUCAGUCAGUAGAGAGUUGGAUUGUCGUCUGCUAGGACAGUGGAAUAGCUCAGUUAGUAGUGAGUUGAUUGUCCGAUUGGAUUGUUGUCUACUAGGACAGUGGAAUAGCUCAGUUAGUAGUGAGUUGGAUUGUCGUCUGCUAGGUCAGUGGAAUAGCUCAGUUAGUAGUGAGUUGGAUUGUCGUCUGCUAGGACAGUGGAAUAUCUCAUUCAGUAGAGAGUUGGAUUGUCGUCUGCUAGGACACUCAGUCACUAGUGAGUUGGAUUGUCGUCUGCUAGGACAGUGGAAUAGCUCAGUCGGUAGUGAGUUGGAUUGUCGUCUGCUAGGACAGUGGAAUAGCUCAGUCAGUAAUAAGUUGGAUUGUCGUCUGCUAGGACAGUGGAAUAUCUCAGUCGGUAGCGAGUUGGAUUAUUGUCUACUAGGACAGUGGAAUAGCUCAGUCAGUAGAGAGUUGGAUUGUCGUCUGCUAGGACAUUGGAAUAGCUCAGUCAGUAGUGAGUUGGAUUGUCGUCUGCUAGGACAGUGGAAUAGCUCAGUCAGUAGUGAGUUGGAUUGUCGUCUGCUAGGACAUUGGAAUAGCUCAGUCAGUAGUGAGUUGGAUUGUCGUCUGCUAGGACAGUGA
This is a messenger RNA of Lottia gigantea (owl limpet), 705 nucleotides long. RefSeq lists its product as hypothetical. The annotation marks the transcript as partial. The transcript has 3 exons. NCBI's taxonomy places the organism in Eukaryota, Metazoa, Mollusca, Gastropoda, Lottiidae. The record is from RefSeq and is a predicted model, not a curated record.